This is a messenger RNA of Penicillium cosmopolitanum, 972 nucleotides long. RefSeq lists its product as uncharacterized. Gene Ontology annotation, biological process: fatty acid catabolic process; acyl-CoA metabolic process. Lineage: Eukaryota; Fungi; Ascomycota; Eurotiomycetes; Eurotiales; Aspergillaceae. The transcript is spliced from 2 exons. Bases 1 to 972 code for a protein of 323 amino acids. Gene Ontology annotation, molecular function: fatty acyl-CoA hydrolase activity. The record is from RefSeq and is a predicted model, not a curated record. Gene Ontology annotation, cellular component: peroxisomal matrix.
AUGGCACCCCCUGGAGCUCGAGGCAUCUAUGGCGGUGCCGCCAUCGCCCAGUCUCUAUCCGCCGCGAUGCGCACCGUCCCCGCCGAUUUCGCCGUACACAGCAUGCACUGCUAUUUCGUCCUAGCCGGAGAUUCGGAAAUCCCUAUCCUCUACCAUGUUGAGCGCGUGCGUGACGGACGAAGCUUCAUUACCCGAACCGUGCAGGCGCGCCAACGCGGUCGCCCCAUUUUCACCACGACGCUCAGCUUCAGCCGCGUCGGUAGCGGAGGUGAGAAAACGCUGAACCACGCGGUCCCGAAACCCGAUGUACCCCUCCCACAACCGGUCAUUCCCGGCACAGUCAAAGCGCUGAGUGAAGCCGGGGGUGGUCCUUUUGAGUCCCAGAAAGCGGGAAUCGUGAACCGUGCCUCCUAUCCCGAAGAUAAGAAGAUGCGGCGAUUUGUCCGGGCUCGUGGUCAUAUCUCUGAGGAGGGUGGCUUCCAAGCUCAUCUUUCCGCACUCGCCUAUGUUACCGACAGCUUCUUCAUUGGGACAGUCGCUCGAGUACACGAUAUUCCGCGAUUUUCGUCCCCCGCAGAGCUGGAGAAGCUAUUGAAGGCAUUGAAGAACCCUUCCGAUCUUGACGACGAGGAUAUCACCAAGGCUCUGAAGGAACUGAAGGAGGAAGAGGCGACCGAUCUCCGACGACGACUCGAAGGAGCUCUCAGCGAUGCCACCAAUGGCAAGAAUCAACAACAACACAAGGAGGUCGGCAUGAUGGUCAGUCUGGACCACUCAAUAUAUUUCCACAAUCCUCGAGCUUUCCGGGCCGAUGAGUGGAUGUUGAUCGAAAUGGAGAGUCCGUGGGCUGGCGAGGGUCGAGGAUUAGCUCUCCAAAAGAUCUGGUCGAAGGAUGGCGUGCUGAUUGCCACAUGCACACAAGAGGGCGUUGUUCGUUUGAAGCAAGAUAAACCACCCCUGGCGAAGAUUUAA